CAAAUGAAUUUUCUAAUCUUUCAAAAAUGGCUAUUAUUGACUCAUGACAAGGAAGCCCUAUAGACUUUUUCAAGAAAACCCAAUAAAAGCGAAUGAAAGGGGCGAUUUAAACGGACAUUGCAGUUGGUAGUUACGACAUUCCAAACCAAAUGAGGCUAUAAAAUCCAUAGCCCCAUUGAUUGAGAGGCAGACCGCCAUUGCCACGCCCUCAACCCCCGUCGUUCGUCUACACAGGGACUGUCAAUUGGAGGGUUCCAUCCCCUUUUGACAGUUUCAAAUCAUUUAUCAAUUCACGGCCUAAAUUCUAAUAAUAUCUCUCUCUGCUACGCCUCUCCGGACCUUUUCUUCUCAACUUUUUCAAUUCUUGAGAGACGUUGCAGAGAGAGAGAGAGAGAGAGAGAGAGAACUCUUUCCUUCCUUUACUAAUUUUCCAUUACAAGCUUCUCCUUUUUUUUUUUUUAAUCAAUAUGGCGGUCGUUGCUUGUAAGAUCCCUUUUAGUGGCAUUUUGUUUGUUGUUGCUUUAGUUUUGACGAGGCUUUCCCCUGCCUGUGCUCAAUCGUUGUCUCCGGCUCAACCGCCUGCUACUAGCGAUGGAACGAGCAUAGAUCAGGGGAUUGCCUAUGCAUUGAUGUUGUUGGCGUUGGUGCUCACCUACAUUAUUCAUUCAGCGGAUCGUUACGUCAGUUUAUAAGUUCAUUCUCAAAACUAAUUCAGAUUCAGAUUUCACAGAGCUGGAAUGUAAAAUGGGGUUGAAGAAUUUAUCGUAGGAAAAUACGAUGUCAUGGACUAAACUUCACAUGUAAAUGAAUGAAAAUGAUGAUUUCUUUGACCUCAAUGGUGGCUA
This is a messenger RNA of Cucumis melo (muskmelon), 845 nucleotides long. Its product is annotated as arabinogalactan protein 41-like. The record is from RefSeq and is a predicted model, not a curated record. Lineage: Eukaryota; Viridiplantae; Streptophyta; Magnoliopsida; Cucurbitales; Cucurbitaceae. The coding region runs from base 468 to 692 and encodes 74 amino acids. The transcript has 2 exons.